GAGAGGACACCGGCGCUCGGGCUCCCGGUGCCGGCAUCAUGAGGCCUCUCCUCGCCCUGUUGCUCCUGAGCCUGGCGUCCGGCUCGCCCCCACUGGAAGAUAACAAGAUCCCCAGCUUGUGCCCGGGCCACCCGGGCCUUCCAGGCACACCGGGUCACCAUGGCAGCCAGGGCCUGCCUGGCCGCGACGGCCGCGAUGGCCGCGACGGCUUGCCCGGGACUCCCGGCGAGAAAGGCGAGGGCGGGAGGCCGGGACUGCCGGGGCCGCGUGGGGAACCCGGGCCGCGAGGAGAGGCGGGACCCAUGGGGGCAACCGGGCCUGCAGGCGAGUGCUCUGUGCCUCCGCGCUCCGCCUUUAGCGCUAAGCGCUCUGAGAGCCGGGUGCCUCCGCCUGCCGAUGCGCCCCUACCCUUUGACCGCGUGCUGGUGAACGAGCAGGGACAUUACGACGCCACCACCGGCAAAUUCACCUGCCAAGUGCCGGGGGUCUACUACUUCGCAGUCCAUGCCACCGUCUACCGGGCCAGUCUGCAGUUCGAUCUGGUCAAAAACGGCGAGUCCAUCGCUUCUUUCUUCCAGUUUUUCGGAGGGUGGCCCAAGCCAGCCUCGCUCUCCGGGGGUGCCAUGGUGAGACUGGAGCCAGAGGACCAGGUGUGGGUGCAGGUGGGCGUGGGUGAUUACAUUGGCAUCUAUGCCAGCAUCAAGACAGACAGCACCUUCUCUGGAUUUCUUGUCUACUCCGACUGGCACAGCUCUCCAGUCUUUGCUUAGUGCCUACUGGAAAGUGAGCUCCCGCUCUCUUGCUUCUACAAGAGAAGGGUGUAACACUGACAGCGGCACAUUCGGGAGGGCUGGCCCCCCCGGAAUAUUCUGAAUGACUAGGGAAGUGGAAUAGAGGCCUCUCCGUCCUGUGGCAAGCAAGAAAUGGAGACCCAGGCUGUCUGAGGUCUGGUGCUGGCAGCAUGGGGCAGUGGCUGGAUUUCUGCCCAACACUAAAGGAAUGUACUGCACUAGCAAAUGUGGGUCCCCCUGGUUGCUCUGGCCCAAGGUGGGGUGUUCUUUUCCUGGUCCUCUGCUUCUCUGGAUCCUCCUCCAUCUCUCCUGCUUCAGGGACCAACCCUUUUCUCAGAGAUCAUUUAAUAAAUUUAACAAACCCUC
Marmota flaviventris (yellow-bellied marmot) is the source of this 1157-nucleotide messenger RNA. It is a transcript of the gene C1qtnf5, whose product is annotated as C1q and TNF related 5. Gene Ontology annotation, cellular component: plasma membrane; cell projection. Gene Ontology annotation, molecular function: protein binding. The record is from RefSeq and is a predicted model, not a curated record. NCBI's taxonomy places the organism in Eukaryota, Metazoa, Chordata, Mammalia, Rodentia, Sciuridae.